ACCCUUGGGGCGCUAGGGAACCCUGUGUAAUAUCACGUGACCAAAACGUAAACAAACCGCGAAAGUUCGGACAUUCGCGCCAUAGAGUUGGAGUAUAGUAGGUGUUUUGCGAGGUUUUUAUAGGAUGGUUACUACAAAACGGUGUGCUUAUGGCACCUGUAAAAAUGACUCGAGAUAUCCUGAGCGCUGGGAGAGGAACAGUAGGGGAGAUUCUGUAGAAUUUUAUCACUUUCCCGGUGAAAAAAGGCAGAAAGAGAGAAGGCAACGAUGGAUAGUAGCGUGUCAUCGAGGCGAUAGUUUUGUUUGCACCAAGGACAGCUAUGUUUGUAGCCUUCAUUUUGUCGGUGAACAGGGACCAACAAAGGAAUAUCCGAAUCCUGUAUCUGCAAUUUCUAGUAGAGAAAAAAUAAAAAGGUUGAAUCGUAAAAGAAAGUCAUCUCAUGAAAGAGAAAAUCAAAAGGAACAAAGUAAGAAAAUCUGUGACGAGAAGCGAGCAGCCAGGACUUUGUUGAUGCUUGGCAAAGCGGAUACGGCAAGAGGAAAAUCUACAAAAGAGCUCGAGGCUGCAGAAACGCUACAAGCACUUUUUGACGAUGUUAAAGAAAAUAUUAUAGAUCGUCACAUUGAGAAGGAGUUGGCAGAUGUCCCGGCAGAUGUAGACGAGAUUUCUACACAAAAUGAAAAGAGUACAAAUACAGAUACCGAAACAAAUGAAUGCAGUACGCAGGCCUAUUCAAGUGAUGUACUUAUGAGGCAAAUGUUUAUGGAAAAGGUUCUAGACCCUGAAAAUAUUAAUCAUUACACAGGCAUGACAAAAGAGUGCUUUGACUUGAUUUUUGAACACGUUGAAGAAAAAAGUCAACGAAUAAACAUGUGGAAAGGAGCAAAAAAGACAAAGACAGGAAAAAUGGACAAAAAAUAUUUACAAAGACGCAAGGAACUUUCUAAGCUGAUGUCCAAGGAGCAAUUUGUGUUAACCCUUGUGAGACUGCGACGCAGCCCAAGUAUUAUUAUGUUGGCUGAUAUCUUUGGAGUGUGUCCAAGAUCUGUCAGCCAAAUAUUUAUCACUUGGACUAAGUUUUUGUCAAAGGAAUUAAGGUUUCUUUUGCCCUUCCCUACCACUGCUGUUCUAAAUGAGGUUACCCAACCAAAAGCAUUUAAAAAGUUUGAAAACCUGAGAGCCAUAAUAGACUGUACAGAGUUUUACAUAGAAAAACCUUCAAAGCCCUCCUGCCAGAGAUCAACCUACAGUCAAUACAAGUCUGCUAACACAUUCAAAUUACUCAUUUCAAUGUCACCUACUUGUCAUAUCAACUUUAUUUCAAAGUUGUAUAGUGGUAGUAUAAGUGACAAACAAAUUGUUAGUAAAAGUGGUUUCUUACAGAAAUUACAGUCUGGUGAUAAAGUUAUGGCUGAUAAGGGCUUCAACAUCCAGGAUAUCCUUGCUCUGCAUGAAACAGUUUUGAUUGCACCUCCAAUUAUGAGGAAAGGUUGUGUGUCUGCCAAAGCUACAACAGCAACAAGGCGUGUUGCCACUUCCCGUGUCCAUAUUGAGCGAAUGAUUAGACUUUUGAAAUUGUUUACAAUACUUAAAGGAUCAAUACCUCUUACUUUAAAACCCUACAUAGAUGAUAUUGUAACAGUUUGUGCUUGUUUAGUGAACUUACAACCAAGUGUUAUUAAAAGUGAUGAAACAUAACAAGACUACAAAUACUGUAAAUAUGUAAAUUAACAUAUAAGCUACACAAUUUUGAUCUUCAUGUAAAUUUACAUAGUUAUAAAAGAAUAUUGGUAUUGGUUUUAUCUCAGUUCAACUGAGAUUUCAAGUGCACCCUCAGAUCGUGUCUGAUGCAUUCUGCUUCCUGUGGACCAAACCAGUUAUGUGCCACUUGUACGUAACCAUGUGGGUUUUUCUUGUAUAUAUUCAGGUCCUAAAAUGGAAUUCAAGGAAAUUAUAAACUGUACAUUACUUAUUAUGAAAAGGUAUAAAUACAUCUAUGUAGUCCUAACCAACUAUAUAUGGCUUUCAAAAUAUGAAAUAUACCUCAAGGAAAUAUUUUAAGAACUGGGUCAUAUACACCCCACAGUUGUUGCUAUCUGGUGGUUGUUGUGGUACCUAAGUAUCAUACAAAUUAUUAAAUACUAUUAACAAUUGCAAUUGGAUAAUAUAAUGCAAAUGAAUGUGUGCUAAAGAGUUUGAUCAGCAAUAAGCUAUUCAAAUCAGAUGUUGAAUUGGAGUUAUUAAACAGUAGCUAGUAUAAAUUGUAUAGAUAUGCAAACUUCAUAUAUAUUAAGAUAAAAACAAUAAUUUGUACCUUCAGCACAUGCCUUGACAAUGUGCUUGUGUUUGAGUCCAGGUGAUUUGCUUUACAAGCAUAGUCUAAUAAGCUUUAAUAGUAAGAAGUAACCUUGU
Exaiptasia diaphana is the source of this 2413-nucleotide messenger RNA. RefSeq lists its product as uncharacterized. The transcript has 5 exons. The coding region runs from base 125 to 1699 and encodes 524 amino acids. The record is from RefSeq and is a predicted model, not a curated record. NCBI's taxonomy places the organism in Eukaryota, Metazoa, Cnidaria, Anthozoa, Actiniaria, Aiptasiidae.